Dentiscutata erythropus is the source of this 582-nucleotide messenger RNA. The record is from the annotation of a GenBank genome assembly. NCBI's taxonomy places the organism in Eukaryota, Fungi, Glomeromycota, Glomeromycetes, Diversisporales, Gigasporaceae.
AUGUUUAAUUAUAUUAACUGUUUUUGUUUAGAUACUGGAAAUGUUUAUAAAUUGACCAAUAAAAUAUGGCCAUCAAAGAUUAAUUAUACUGGACAUUAUUGCAAUGGAAAAAUCUGGAUCGAAUAUCUCGCUGAUAAAUUAAAUAUAGAAUUAAUUAAUUAUGCUUUUGGAGGCGCAACAACCGAUUGUGAUUUUGUCACGGGAUAUACUGAAACAAAGACCUGUAAAUUUUAUACACCCAGUAUUAAAGAACAGGUUCAAACAUUUAUUUUCGAUAAUACAAAUUCUGAACAAUCUAACUCAAAAGAUUUUAGUAAAACCAUAUUUACCGUAUGGGAUACUGGAAAUAAUUAUUAUUUUUCCGAUAUGUCGAUAUCACCUAUCGACUCGGUUAAAUUGUUGAUCAACAUACUACAUAUUCUCGCGAAAAAUAUAUCCACUGUAUCUUUGUUAUUAAUACCUAAUCUUCCAGACAUAUCGCGAUUUCCAACUUUCAAGACUAUGAACGAAACUGAAAGAAAAAGAAUUUCAAAGAUGAUUGACAUAGAUGCGGCUACAAAUAUUUACGAACUUGAUUUAUGA